Molecule: messenger RNA, 582 nt
Organism: Lactuca virosa
Lineage: Eukaryota; Viridiplantae; Streptophyta; Magnoliopsida; Asterales; Asteraceae
Source: the annotation of a GenBank genome assembly
AUGGAAACCAAAACACUCAUCCUUAUCGCCGUCUGCUGCCUCGCCGGAACCACAGCCUUCGCCGCCGUCAAACCCACUUCCAACUACAUCAAAUCUUCUUGCGCCACCGUCACCUACCCUGCUCUAUGCGAACAGUCCCUUACCCCCUUCGCCAAAACCAUCAAAAGCAGCCCAUCUCAGUUAGCCCGUACGGCGUUGGCCGUGAGCUUCAAGCAAUCUCAGUCGACUCAGGCUUACCUUAACAAGCUCAAGAGAUUCAAAGGGUUGAAACCCCGUGAGAGAUCCGCCAUCGGAGACUGCUUAGAAGAAGUGAGUGACAGUUUGGACCGGGUCAGCAAAUCCAUCAAUGAGCUCAAGACAUGUGACCGGGUCAAGGGUCAGGAGUUCACAUGGCAUAUGAGUAAUGUCCAGACAUGGGUUAGCUCUGCACUCACUGAUGAGAACACUUGUAUGGACGGGUUCGGGGGUCGGGCCAUGGAGGGUCGGAUCAAGACUUCGGUUGGGGCUCAGAUCACGAGUGUUGCUCAUGUUACUAGCAAUGCUCUAGCCCUAGUUAACAGCUUUGCCCAGAAGAAACAUUAG